Molecule: messenger RNA, 1186 nt
Organism: Brassica rapa (field mustard)
Lineage: Eukaryota; Viridiplantae; Streptophyta; Magnoliopsida; Brassicales; Brassicaceae
Product: peptidyl-prolyl cis-trans isomerase CYP20-3, chloroplastic
Biological process (GO): protein peptidyl-prolyl isomerization; protein folding
Cellular component (GO): cytoplasm
Molecular function (GO): peptidyl-prolyl cis-trans isomerase activity; cyclosporin A binding
Source: RefSeq, a predicted model, not a curated record
UAAGUUAGCAUGAGAUGUUAACGAUAUCACCAAACCACAGUCGCUUUACCCUUAAAAAAAAGCUCGAGAGGCGGUUUCAUCUCUGGAACUAGACACUCUUGUCUGAAGCAAAAACAUUCAACACACAGUCGUCGUCGUCGUCGUCGUCGUCUUCUUCUUCACUUCACUAUUACAGUAUCAAUCAAUCAAUCAAUGGCUUCUUCGUCUCCAUCGCAGAUGGUUCACACUUCUCGCACCAUCUCUCAGAUUGGUGUGAGGUCCCAGCUAGUUUCGGCAAAUCGAACACCUCAAUCACUUAGCUUCGGAGCUCGUUCCUCACUCUCUUCAAGACUAAACUACGCAACAAGCUUCCCGCUUAAGACAAUCUCCGGAGCUCACAAGCUCCAGAGAACAGCUUGUGUUAAAUCAGUGGCCGCUGAGGAGGAGGAGGAAGAAGAAGUGCUAGCACCUCCUCAAGCUAAAGUGACACACAAAGUUUACUUUGAUGUGGAGAUUGGUGGUGAAGUCGCUGGAAGGAUUGUGAUGGGUCUGUUUGGUGAUGUUGUCCCCAGAACAGUUGAGAACUUCCGUGCCUUGUGUACUGGUGAGAAGAAGUAUGGGUACAAAGGCUCUUCCUUUCACCGUAUCAUUAAGGACUUUAUGAUCCAAGGAGGUGAUUUCACCGAGGGAAAUGGUACUGGAGGUAUUAGUAUUUACGGUGCUAAGUUUGAAGAUGAAAACUUCACCCUGAAGCAUACUGGACCUGGAAUCUUGAGUAUGGCUAACGCUGGUCCUAAUACUAAUGGAAGUCAGUUUUUCAUUUGUACCAUCAAGACUUCAUGGUUAGACAACAAGCAUGUUGUGUUUGGACAAGUCAUUGAAGGUAUGAAGCUUGUGAGGAAACUUGAGUCUCAGGAGACACGUGCUAUGGAUGUUCCGAAGAAAGCUUGCAGAAUCUAUGCAUGUGGAGAGCUCUCAAUGGACGCUUGAUAACCACCACCAAACCGUUGGAUCUUUGUUCUGUUUUUUUUUUUUUUUUCUGAAUAAGAAACCAAAGAUUUUUUUUUUAAAAGUUAUAUGGUCUUUUGUUUCCUUAUUUUGGAUGCAUGAGUUAAAAAAGUACAAUAAGGUUAUAUUAUUAGAGUUUUGUCUUUAAGCUAGAACCAUGGUUGCAACCGGGGCUUGCUGAACAAGUGGCUCGAGCUUA